Messenger RNA from Salvia hispanica, 653 nucleotides. RefSeq names its product NADH-ubiquinone oxidoreductase B8 subunit. The record is from RefSeq and is a predicted model, not a curated record. Gene Ontology annotation, cellular component: respiratory chain complex I. Lineage: Eukaryota; Viridiplantae; Streptophyta; Magnoliopsida; Lamiales; Lamiaceae.
CUAAUUGCGAGAUCUACUAAUUUACCAUUCCGUAACCAGUCACACGGAGACGAGGAACAUACAGCCUUUCGACAAUGGCGUGGAGGGGACAGCUUUCUCGAAAUUUGAAGGAGCUUCGCAUCUUAUUCGCUCCUAAUUCGGCUUCCAGCUCUUCCACUAGAGCUUUCAUCGAGAACAAUUACAAGGAUCUGAAGACAAAAAACCCUAAGCUCCCCAUUUUGAUCCGCGAGGCCACUGGCAUCGAGCCUCAGCUUUGGGCGAGAUAUGGAUUUGGCGUGGAAAGGGGAGUACGCCUGGAAGGUUUGAGUGAGGAACAGAUUUCUAAGGCUCUUGAGGACCUUAAUAAAGCAGGGGAAGAAGCCCUUCAAAGCUGAGACAUCUCCAACUGGGUUCCUAGACAAAUAAUAUGUCAGCCAAAGUUUGUGGAGGUUGAUUUUCUAUUUCGAAUCAUAACAAUUGUUUCAGUUGAUCAGAUGGUUGUUUGUCAUUCAUAAAAUGUUAUUGACGACAAAUGCUAAGCCUCUUAUGGAACGUUCUACUCACAAAAAUCUUUGUUCCAUUAAGUAUUCCUAAUGUUUCACUUCCUGCCUUGAUGAUAGGAGAAGACUUUAUGUGUUCUGCUUGGUUUAUGAGAAUCUGCAUCUUUGGUAUUA